AUAUCCAAGUACCUGAACACCUUCAAUCUCAAAUAUUAUUUCUCUGUUGAUAAUUCUUAUGUUGGAAAGAAGCUCGGAAUUUUGUUAUUCCCUUUCUUCCAUCGUGACUGGUCUUUAAAGUAUGCUGGUUCUGACGAGCCCGUGCCAGCUAAAGAUGAUGUUAAUGCUCCCGAUUUAUACAUACCAUUAAUGGCAUUCAUAACAUAUGUAAUAGUUUCAGGAUUUGUUCUAGGAACACAAGGGCGGUUUUCUCCGGAGAUGUUAGGUAUUCUUACUAGUAAUGCUUUCAUUUGGGUCAUCAUCGAAAACAUAGUUAUUUUUGUUAGCAAGUACGUCAUGAACAUUUCGCAGCUCCGCACCGUGAAGAACUUUGUAUUUCAUUCGCAUCAUUUCGGCGGUGAAGAGGGUCGAAAAAGGAAGCUUAUCUUGAUCGUGUUCAUUCUUGUGUCGCAGCCUCUGAUCAUGUGGUGGUUGACUAGUGGAACAACCAGUUUUGAUUUCGGGAAGGUUGGCUUUGCUCAGUUGGCAAUGGGCAAGAUGGGUAUGGGUAAUGUGAAGCUCGAGGACGUGCCUAUGACUGAAGACGGAGAGGUUGACUAUGAGGCUUUACUAAAAAUGCCACAAUAG
Molecule: messenger RNA, 627 nt
Organism: Ostertagia ostertagi
Lineage: Eukaryota; Metazoa; Nematoda; Chromadorea; Rhabditida; Trichostrongylidae
Source: the annotation of a GenBank genome assembly